This is a messenger RNA of Penicillium atrosanguineum, 2580 nucleotides long. RefSeq lists its product as uncharacterized. Gene Ontology annotation, molecular function: calcium-activated cation channel activity. The transcript has 5 exons. The record is from RefSeq and is a predicted model, not a curated record. Lineage: Eukaryota; Fungi; Ascomycota; Eurotiomycetes; Eurotiales; Aspergillaceae. The coding region runs from base 1 to 2580 and encodes 859 amino acids. Gene Ontology annotation, cellular component: plasma membrane.
AUGUCGAGUGUAGUCGACCCGAACAAUGACCCUAAUGUCGGCUCCUCUCGAGGCAAUGCCUCCUCCACUUCAGGCAACGUCGUCAGCGGCCUUACCGGGGACAGUAGCUCGACGUCGGCCUCGGCGCUGUUGAUGACCUUAAUUCCGGCCCUGAUCUAUGCGCUGUUUUGGUUUGCUCUCUUCCUCCUCUUCCGCCGCACACAGCGGCGAUGGUACGCUCCGCGCUCUCACCUACCCGAUCUACAUGAACAUGAACGGACGCCCGAAUUACCUUCAGGGUGGGUCAACUGGUUUGGCACAUUCCUCAAGAUCGAAGACAACCACGUAUUACAUCAUUCCUCGCUGGACGGAUAUCUCUUUUUGCGCUUUCUGAGAGUGCUGUGUGCGAUUUGCUUCUUUGGCUGCCUGAUCACAUGGCCCGUUCUUUUGCCUAUCCAUGCCACAGGUGGUGCUGGCAACACCCAGCUCGACGCUCUCAGUUUCAGCAACGUGACGAACCCUAACAGGUAUUAUGCAAAUGUGUUUGUAGCCCUGGUGUUUUUCACGUUCGUGUUCUAUAUCGUGGUCCGAGAGUGCCUCUAUUACGCCCAUUUACGCCAGGCCUACCUCAAUUCACCGGCUUACGCUUCCCGCAUCUCCUCGAGAACUGUUCUUUUCAUGUCGGUACCAAAGGACUACAAGAGUGAAACGAAGCUGCGACAGGUCUUCGGCGACUGCAUACGUCGAAUUUGGAUCACCACGGACUGCGAAGAGCUGGACAAGCUCGUCAAGGAGCGCGAUAGAUUGGCCUUUAAUCUGGAAACCGCGGAGACAAAGUUGAUUCGAAGAGCUAACAAAGCUCGCAUGAAGUCUGUUCGGACUGGUGAAAGUUCAUCCGACACCUGUCUCGACUGCGAGUCCACCAACCCGGCCGGUUUUCACAAGGUCAAGCGACCGACACAUCGACUGAAAUUUCUAUUUGGUACAAAGGUGGAUUCCAUUCACUGGUAUCGAUCAGAACUAGCCCGAGUAACAGACAAAGUGGACAUCCUCCAACGGAAGCACCAAGCCGGCGAGGCCAAACAGCUGUCGGCGAUGUUUGUCGAGUUCAAUACCCAAGCGGACGCCCAGGUCUCCCUACAAACUCUCUCGCACCAUCGACCUUUCCACAUGGCGCCCCGCUUCAUUGGCAUCUCUCCUAGGGAAGUCGUCUGGGAGGCGCUGAAUCUCAGCUGGUGGCAACGCAUUGUUCGAAGGUUUGCUGUUCAGGGUGGCCUUGGAGCUCUGGUGAUCUUCUGGUCGUUUCCCGCUGCACUUGUGGGAACAAUUUCAAACAUCACGUAUCUGGCCAAGCUAGUUCCCUUCCUCAAGUUUGUUCUUCACCUGCCCAGUCUGGUCAAGGGGGCCAUCGAAGGUCUCCUGCCCUCUGCUGCUCUUGUGGCCUUGAUGUCGUUGGUGCCGAUCAUCUGUCGAAUUUGCGCGAGACGUGCCGGGGUUCCAUCAAUGGCGCGAGUCGAACUUUUCACCCAAAGCGCUCAUUUCGUCUUCCAGGUUGUGCAGGUGUUUCUGGUGACGACUCUGACAUCUGCUGCAUCUGCUGCAACAACACAGAUUAUCAAGGAUCCUCUCUCGGCAAAAGACCUUUUGGCGCAGAAUCUACCCAAAGCCACCAACUUCUAUAUCUCUUACUUCUUGCUUCAGGGGUUGAGUUUGAGCUCCAUGGCGCUCGUGCAGAUUGCUAGUGCUCUAGUGUUCAAGUUUGUGACCACCUUUUUUGCAUACUCGCCGCGUCGCCUGUUUCAAAAAUGGGCUCAGCUUGUUACUCUCAGCUGGGGCAAUGUUUUCCCCGUGUUCACCAACAUGGGCGUGAUUGCGUUGACUUACUCCUGUAUUGCGCCAUUGAUUUUGGGCUUUGCCUUCAUUGGGCUGUAUCUUGUCUACCAAGCCUACCGAUACAAUUUUUUCUUCGUCUACAAUAUUGAGAUCGACACUAAGGGAUUAGUUUAUCCUCGCGCCAUGCAGCACUUACUCACCGGUCUCUACCUGGCCGAGGUCUGUAUGAUCGGUCUGUUCGCAAUCAAAGGUGCUAUCGGCCCGCUUAUCAUCAUGGUUAUUUUCCUUAUUGGCAACAUUCUGGCACACAUUUCACUCAAUGAAGCCCUUUCCCCGCUGAACACGUUCUUGCCACGAUCACUCGACGCCGAAGAGGAGCUUCUCAUGGAGAAAGAAGAUGCCCAGGCCGAAAUCAACGAAAUCAACGACUUGCGCCGAUCUCGUACCCUGGCAUUCUGGAAGUGGUUCCACCCAAAUAUGUACAAAGACUUCGCAGCAAUGCGUCGAAAGGUGCGACGUAACGUCGCUGUGGUCGAUUAUACAGAGGAGCAGAUGCGCACAGCCUAUUUCGAACCAUGUGUGGCGUCUCCAAAUCCCACGCUUUGGAUUCCCCGUGACAGAUGGGGAUUCAGUCGGCAUGAGAUCAUGGAGACGGACCCUGCCAUUCAGAUAACGGAUGAGGGGGCUCACUUGAACGGAAGAAACAAGAUUGUGUGGGACAAAUACGAUCCUCACCUCCCGCUACGUGAACGGAAGACUUUUUAUUGA